AUGUUUGAAAAGUCGCUCACGUCUCUGAUCAAGGGACUACGCUCACAUCGAGGAAAGGAUGAAGCCAAGUACAUAGCACAAAUGACAGAAGAAAUCCGCAGUGAAAUCAAAAGCGCGGACAUGGACAUCAAGGCCGAGGCUGUGCUGAAGCUCGCUUACCUGCACAUGCUUGGUUACAGAAUCUCUAGUGCAUCUUUCCAUAUUGUAGAGACGAUGGCAUCGUCCAACUACCGGAUCAAAUUCAUCGGAUACUUGGCCGCAUCACUUUGUUUUUCCGAAGACACAGAAGUAUUGAUCCUCGCCACCAACCUCAUCAAGAAAGACUUACAUGCAGCAUCCCCUCUCGAUGCGCUGGCUGCUUUAAAUGGCCUUUCCCAUAUCAUCACACAGGAGCUUGCACGGCACCUUGCAGACGACGUCAUAAUGAUGCUUACGCACACACGCGCGCUUGUGCGCAAACGCGCCGUGCUUGUCCUAUACCAGGUCAUUCUACAAUGUCCAGAGGUUUUGGAGCGCACGUACGAACGUAUCCGUGAUUUGUUAUGCGACAAUGACCAGAGUGUUGUUACUGCUACGAUAAAUGUGCUUUGUGAGCUGGCACGCCGAAAUCCUGCGCCCUUCGUUCUCCUUUCUCCGCAGCUCUUUGAGAUCCUCACGUCUUCUAGCAACAAUUGGCUUCUUAUCAAAGUGAUCAAACUAUUUGGAGCUCUCACCCCUGUUGAACCGCGUCUAGUUCGCAAGCUUGUAAAGCCCAUCUCAUCCAUCAUUUCGACAACCCCAGCCAUGAGCCUACUGUAUGAAUGUAUACACACCGCGAUCAUCGGGGGCAUGCUUGAGAGGCCAGACAGCGAUGAGCUGGCCUAUCGCUGCGUUGAAAAUCUUGGUCGCUUCCUGCAAGACAGCGAUCAAAACCUGCGCUAUAUAUCUCUUCUUGCCCUCGAUAAGCUUACACCUUCACAUCCACAUCUUGUCGCCCAGCACCAACAACUUAUCCUCGAGUCAAUGUGGCACCCCGAUUUCACCAUUCGAUUGCGUGCUUUAGAGCUGGUCGUGCGCCUUGCAUCUGACCCACUUUCGCUACGUCCCAUUGUCGACUUCCUUGUAAUGUACCUCAGUUCCUCCGAAGACAUCUCGUCAUCACCAAGUGCAGCACAAAUGCUACAAAAGACGCUGGAUGCAGACAAAGCCCACGUCCUUGAGCCUUCAGUUCCGUCGCAUAUCACAUUUUCGGCCCUCAAAAAAUUUCAUGUACAAGUUGCCGAGAGUAUUCUCGACGUGGGCUGUGCCAACAAAUUUCGUCACGUCCGUGAUCCUUCUUGGUACUUGAAUGUACUCAUCCGUCUUGCACAGAUGGUCGAUGCAAGCAUCGUGUCUCGCAUUUCAGACCAGCUCACCGACUUUGUAUUUAUGCACGAAUCUGUUCAGGCAGAGGCGUGUGCAAUGCUUUUACCUUUGCUUUUGAACGAAAAUAUCUACAAUCGAGAAAAUCCCCUAUCAAAUUUGCUGCGUGCCGGUGCACUGAUCACUAGCGAAUUUGUCGAGCAUAUGCAAUCCAUCCCAGAUGUUGUCCAGUCCCUUCUCCGAGAUGAAACGCACGAUCUGCCUUCGCGAACGGUCGCAGUCUUGGUACACAGUGCGCUAAAGAUUUUUGCUUAUUGGACCGCUCAACUUUCUCAGAACUGGAACCAAGGUGCGAAAAAGUCUCUCGAAUGUGUUACAGAGUACUUGGUGCAUCAUCUCGUAACACUUUCUCAAAAGGACGAUGCUGAGGUGUAUGAACGCUGCAAAGAAGGACUUCAGCUCUUUGUUCUUCUUCAAAAUGGCAUCAAGGGCUCAGAUGUGCAAGAUAAGGCCCCUGUACCUGAUUCGACUCAGGAAUGGGGAGAUGCAACGAUACCUGAAAGCACGGCGCCCCGUGCAUUACAUCUUCUUUUGCCUCUAUUUCAUGUGCGCUCAGAAAUCCUCGAUCCACCAGCGCCGCUGCCCUCAUCUAUGGACUUGCAUGCAUGGAUCGUGUCGGAAUCUUCGUGGAAGCAAAUGCUUGAUGCAGUUGAGCCCAUAUCCAAGCCACCAGGCAGUCAUUCGAAAAUGCUUGAAGGACACACGAGUAUCCAGAAAGCAUCGACCUCAGCGUCUACCUUGCUCCCCGAUGCAAGCAGCACCUUAGCCCGUGCAUCCUCUGUGCGUUCGUCAUCGGGACCAGAGCACGGAUCCAAGCCAUUGUCUGCAAGAGAUCACUCGGACAAUCCCUUCUACCUCACGAGCAAGCCGCGCAUGAAAAAGUCCAGUCGAAAAAAACAUUCUGACAUUGCACGACCGUCUGAACCAAAACCAGAGUUUGACGACCUCCAAGACAUUCCGAUUGUGAAACUAGAUUUAUCUGAUCUAACUCCUCAGAAGAACCAUGAUACCCCAACUCCCCGGACAAGCUCACAGGUUCGACCCAAAGUUGUGUCCCACAAGAAAAGCGCUCGCCGAAAGUAG
Messenger RNA from Malassezia globosa CBS 7966, 2484 nucleotides. RefSeq lists its product as uncharacterized. Lineage: Eukaryota; Fungi; Basidiomycota; Malasseziomycetes; Malasseziales; Malasseziaceae. Gene Ontology annotation, biological process: intracellular protein transport; Golgi to vacuole transport; protein targeting to vacuole. Bases 1 to 2484 code for a protein of 827 amino acids. The record is from RefSeq and is a predicted model, not a curated record. Gene Ontology annotation, cellular component: membrane coat; AP-3 adaptor complex; endosome membrane. The transcript has a single exon.